Arctia plantaginis is the source of this 312-nucleotide messenger RNA. Lineage: Eukaryota; Metazoa; Arthropoda; Insecta; Lepidoptera; Erebidae. The record is from the annotation of a GenBank genome assembly.
AUGUUGAUCUUAAGAGUUAAAAUAGAGACCAAACGUUGGCGAGCUAAAGUUUGUGGUGCACGUAUUCAACUACCGCGUUUUGACUCACAAAGCGGAGUCAAGUUACCAAUAGAAGAACACGUCGCGGUCGACGAGCUCGCUAGAGGCGGAUGGGAGGUGAGUAGGGAAAGGGGGCGGUACUCUUGGCGACGUGACAUUUUCGCAAACAAGCCACGGGGAGUGUGGCAGCGGUGCCGUGAAAUUUGCAACCUCGGCGCCAGCCGCUAUCCAACGGGCCGCGACUCGCGCCAACAUAAUAGGCGAAAUCGAUGA